Molecule: messenger RNA, 1482 nt
Organism: Purpureocillium lilacinum
Lineage: Eukaryota; Fungi; Ascomycota; Sordariomycetes; Hypocreales; Ophiocordycipitaceae
Product: low-affinity Fe(2+) transport protein
Biological process (GO): transmembrane transport
Source: RefSeq, a predicted model, not a curated record
AUGAAGCCGAUUCUGGAGAUCCUCGCCUCCCCUGGCGCCAAGGGAGCGAUUGAGGGGGCCGCGCCGACGCAAUACGUCGAAGUCGUCUCGAAGGACUCGAGUGAAAAGGACGACCGAACGAUGGCAGUGGACGCCGUGAACUCGAACGUCACAGGCUAUGUUGCCAAGGUACACGAAAGAGCCCUGGACCGCGGCCUUGACUGGCUCGUCCGGGCAUCCGGCUCCGAGCCGGUCUUUCUGUUCAUCGUCCUCGGUCUGCUGGCGUGGGCCUUCUUGGGCAUUCCGUACGGGCACACAACCGACUGGGCGGUCCUGAUCUCGGACGUUCAGGCCAUCAUCAGCUACCUUUUCGAUUCGCUCCUGAUGCGGCAGCAACUCAACUCGUACGAGUCUUCUCUGCGUGUUUCUGCCAGUCUGAGAUCUCGCAACAUUAGCAACCGCAGAAUGCUGCGAGAGAUUCAAGACGGUGGAAGAUACCGAUACGUCCCGCCGUCGGAUCGCAAGGAGGCCAGCGAGACUCAAUUCGCGGCCAUGCUCCCCGCCGAGAGUUGGGUUGGCCGGAUAAGCACCGUUGCUGCAUACGGCAUGGGACACAUCGUGACGGUCGGCCUGUACUGGGCCUGCAUCAUGAUCUGGAUCGGCUUCGGACAAUCGCAAGACUGGAGCGACACAUGGCAGCUCUACAUCAACUCGGCAACAUCGGCGCUCAUGGUCCUCAUCUUUGCAUUCCUGGCCAACAUUCGCGAACGUCACAACGCAUACAUUACGCAAUGUCUGCAGUGUAUCUUCGAGGUCGACUCGGCCAUCGAGUUCAAGCUGCGGGCCAUGACCGGUGACAGCUCCCCGAACGAGGUGGUCGUGGUCCCCGCGCCAAAGAUGAGCAGGAUCCAGCGCGCAAUUUUCUACUACGCAGAUCUCGUCGGCACCCUCACGGGCAUUGCGAUCCUCAUCAUCGUCAUGGCAGUGUGGAUCGCCAUCGGCCCGGCCAUGCACUUCAACGCCAAUUGGUGGCUGCUGAUCGGCACGUACGCAGGUCUGGUUGGCCUCAACGACGGUUUCGUCCUGCGCAACGUUCAGAAGAAGUUUGACGACUAUGAAGUCUCUGCUUUUCACGAGGUCGAUCUCGCCGACAAGGCCAUCUUCGAGGACAUUGGCCAGCCCGAUCCGGCAGUAGACUACGUCCCGAAGGAGACGCUGACCUAUCGACUCUCCAUGCGCAUGGGCAAGGUAUGCGCGCACGAGGUCACAGUCAUCAUGGGGGUCGUUCUCAUCGUCGGACUUCUGGCCGGUGCGAGUGCCAUGAAGUGGACGACGACGGGUCAGUUGCUUUGCAACAUCCCGCCCAGCAUCAUCGAGUCCUUCUUCAUGAUGAUCCUCAUCACUGGUCACAACCUCUCCGAACGCAAGAGGCGGGAAGACUACAAGAACCUCUACCAGAGGCGCCUGGAUCUUCAUGCCUACGUCAACUGCCUCAAGGCGUGA